This is a messenger RNA of Guillardia theta CCMP2712, 999 nucleotides long. RefSeq lists its product as hypothetical. Bases 1 to 999 code for a protein of 332 amino acids. Lineage: Eukaryota; Cryptophyceae; Pyrenomonadales; Geminigeraceae. The record is from RefSeq and is a predicted model, not a curated record. The transcript has 2 exons. Gene Ontology annotation, molecular function: protein binding.
AUGCCUCAGAUUCCUCCUGAAUACAAGAAUGCACAGAAUGUUUUGUUGAAUGACAACAAGCUAACAGCGUUUCCACAAGAGCUGAAUCAGUUGGGGAUUCUCCAAAGCUUGCGAAUCGACUCGAAUUCAAUCACGAAUGUGCCUUCGUAUGUUGCUCACUUUCCAAUGUUGAAGCAUCUUCGUGCUCAUGACAACACGAUCUCAUCGCUCUCUUCUAACAUAGGGCAGUGCAAGCACCUGCUAUCGCUGGAUCUACAAAGGAACCAAUUAUCAUCGAUUCCGUUGUCACUUGCUGCCUGCACUGGACUAACAAAGCUUUGGCUCAGCGAGAAUCGAAUCGAACAAAUUCCAUAUACUUUUUCACACUUGCAAAACCUCAAAUCAUUUAGGAUAGACAAAAAUCGAUUGAAAGAGAUCGAACCAGGGAUCACAAAAAUGAAAGCCCUAGUGCAAUACAUGGUGCUUGCAGAGAAUAGACUGCAAAGCUUUCCGAUGGAACUUGGACUCAUGACAAAUCUUACAAUUCUAGAUGUUCGUCAAAAUCGAAUCUCUGCUGUUCCUCCAGCAGUUGGUUCUUUGCGAAACCUUCAAAUUUUUGAUGCAUCCCAGAAUUUUAUUCAAACAUUGCCCACGCAGAUGAAGCAAAAUGUCGUAUUACAGGAACUACUCUUAGAAAGUAACAGAUUGUCAGUUGUACCCGAUGUUGUGGCAGAGUUACAACAUCUAAAAGAGCUGAGACUUUCAAAUAAUCAAAUAUUGACUCUUCCGGACUUGUCAAAUUCAGCAGGAAAAUUGGAAAUACUUUUCUUGGAUCAUAACAAUUUGAGGAGCCUUGCCCAUGAUCUAUUUGUACUGACACGAUUGAAAAUAUUGAAGUUGAACAAUAACUCGUUGCUUGAAAUUCCAAGUGACUUAUUCAAAAUACGUGGUCUAGGUCUGAGUAUAUUUUGUAUCAAUCAUUGCAGGACAAUGAAAUCUUAUUUGCAGAUCAUCCUGUAA